Molecule: messenger RNA, 774 nt
Organism: Nematocida ausubeli
Lineage: Eukaryota; Fungi; Microsporidia
Exons: 1
Coding region: 1-774 (257 amino acids)
Source: RefSeq, a predicted model, not a curated record
AUGCUGCAAAAUUCUUUAAUGGAUUUAAACAGCACACUUUCACAGAAACUGCUAGAGUUCCAUAGAGCCAUCAAAGACGAGUAUCUUUCUCUUAUAGAGGUUUUUAAUUUAUAUAUAUACGGCUACGGGUACAAAAUAGAUAUAUUGAAGGAAGUCUUUCCAGAUAUUUUUAUAAUUGACUUCCAUGAAAGUGAGAGUGUGAUAACCACAAGAAAUCUGUAUGAGCACUACUCCCUGGAGCCAGUCGAAACAGAGCUAAAGCACGCUUUGCACCAUAUCAACUCGCUCCUUACGCGGGAAAAAGCAAAGCCUAUUGCCAUUAUGAAUGCAAGAAAGGACUCAAUCGAAAAAAUAGAGAACUUGAAAAUAAUUCUUAUACAGCAUAGAGAGCUGUAUUUGUCCUUUGACGAUGUCCUGCAGUAUAACUUUGUCAUGCGAGACUUCACAACAUUCAUAGCAGAAGAAAAGAAAAGACCAGGCAUUUCCUCGCGCAUAGACGAGACACUAAAUGUGUACGACUGUGUGGGAACUCUUAGCAAGAAAAUAUUCAAGCUAGCGCUAAAAGCAGCAGCCACGCGAGUAGAGUUCUCCCUGCGAGACAUCUUCAAUAAGGAAAAGAAAAGGCUGCUGAUAGUCAAUUACAGUUCAUUUAGAGAGGCACUUUCUGCAUUUAUAGACUCAAACAUUCUGACAGAGAAGAGUGGAGUGGCCAAACUAACCUUAACAAAGAGAGAGCUUUCCGAGAUAUUGGCUAUUUUAGACAAAAAUAACUAA